AUGUUUCUGUUUAAGCAAGGUGGAGGCGGCGGUGCUGGCAACAUGCUGCAAGGGGUUCUCGGUGGCCUUACGGGUUCAGGACAAGGAGGAGGAAAAAGCGGUGGUGCUGGCAACAUGCUACAGGGGGUCAUGAGCAGCCUUUCUGGCUCAGGAGGCCAAGGUGGCGGUGGAGCUGGCAAUGUUCUACAAGGAGUUAUCGGAAGCCUGGCAGGAUCUGGUCAGGGUGGUGGUGGCGGAGCCGGAGGCAUGAUACAAGGAGUACUUGGAGGAUUGGCUGGACAAGGAGGUGCUGGCAAACUUAUACAAGGAGCUAUUAGUGGUCUGUCUGGUGGUGGAGGAGGCGGACAAGGUGGCGGCGGCGCAGGAAAGCUGUUUGCUGGUGCACCGGGUGCUGGAGGUGGACAAGCGGCAAACAUCAUUGGAGGUAUUGUCAAUGUCAUUGGUGGAUUAAUUGCAAAUUACCAACCUGCCCCUCCUCCCGCCCCUUGCGCCAACACAUACCAACAAGAAGCGAACGAAAAUGAGGAGCAGCGCCAGUUCCGACGCCUUUUCAAACAGCUUGCAGGAGAAGACAUGGAGGUCUCCCCCGUGGAACUUCAAAAUGUUCUCAACAAAGUUGUGGCAAAGCACUCAAAUCUUAAGACUGACGGUUUCAACAUUGACACUUGCCGCAGUAUGGUUGCCGUCAUGGACAGCGAUGGUACAGGAAAGCUCGGCUUUGAAGAAUUCAAGUACCUCUGGAACAACAUCAAAAAAUGGCAGUGUAUCUAUAAGCAAUUUGAUGCCGAAGGGUCGGGAUACAUCAAAGGAGAAGACAUGCCAGGGGCCCUCAAAGCUGCAGGUUUCGAGCUUAAUGACCAACUCUACGUCAUGCUCGUUCGACGUUACGCUGAUGACCAAGGCAACGUGAACUUUGACAGUUUUAUCAGUAGCCUAGUCCGGAUGGACUCCAUGUUCCGAGCUUUUAAGGCACUGGAUAGAGAUGGAGAUGGGGAGGUCCAAAUCAGACUACCAGAGUGGCUAAAAAUGACUAUUUAUUCCUAA
Molecule: messenger RNA, 1044 nt
Organism: Pelobates cultripes (western spadefoot toad)
Lineage: Eukaryota; Metazoa; Chordata; Amphibia; Anura; Pelobatidae
Source: the annotation of a GenBank genome assembly